AAGGGUUCCCAGAGCCAUAACUCCUUGCGGAGAGAGGAUUUAGAAGGCCUACAAAAGCCCCAGGAGAGGACCUGCUUCCUCAUCCCGCAGCUGGUGCCAGGACUCUCGCUCCUCCACUAGGAAAAAUGUCUAUCCAAGUCGAGCACCCUGCGGGCGGAUACAAGAAACUGUUCGAAACUGUGGAGGAGCUGUCCUCGCCGCUCACCGCUCACGUGACAGGCAGAGUCCCCCUCUGGCUCACCGGCAGUCUCCUCCGCUGUGGACCGGGACUCUUCGAGGUAGGAUCCGAGCCUUUUUACCAUCUGUUUGAUGGGCAAGCUCUCCUGCACAAGUUUGACUUCAAGGAGGGGCACAUCACAUACUACAGAAGGUUCAUCCGCACCGAUGCUUAUGUCCGUGCCAUGACUGAGAAAAGGAUUGUCAUAACCGAAUUCGGUACCUACGCUUACCCAGAUCCCUGCAAGAAUAUAUUUUCCAGGUUUUUUUCUUACUUUCGAGGAGUGGAGGUGACCGACAAUGCCCUGGUGAAUAUCUACCCAGUGGGGGAAGAUUACUACGCCUGCACAGAGACCAACUUCAUUACCAGGAUUAAUCCGGACACCUUGGAGACAAUCAAGCAGGUUGAUCUUUGUAACUAUGUCUCAAUCAAUGGGGCCACCGCUCAUCCCCACAUAGAAAAUGAUGGAACCGUUUACAACAUUGGCAAUUGCUUUGGGAAAAAUUUUUCCAUUGCCUACAAUAUUAUCAAGAUCCCUCCACUACAAGCAGACAAAGAAGACCCAAUAAGCAAGUCAGAGAUAGUUGUACAAUUCCCCUGCAGUGACCGAUUCAAGCCAUCUUAUGUACAUAGCUUUGGCCUGACUCCUAACUACAUCGUUUUUGUGGAGACACCAGUCAAAAUCAACCUGUUCAAGUUCCUGUCUUCAUGGAGUCUGUGGGGAACCAACUACAUGGACUGCUUUGAGUCCAAUGAAACCAUGGGGGUUUGGAUUCACAUCGCUGACAAAAAAAGAAGAAAAUAUCUCAACAAUAAAUACAGGACCUGUCCUUUCAACCUUUUCCACCACAUCAACACCUACGAAGACCACGAGUUUCUGAUUGUGGAUCUCUGCUGCUGGAAAGGAUUUGAAUUUGUUUAUAAUUACUUAUAUUUAGCCAAUUUGCGCGAGAACUGGGAAGAGGUGAAAAAAAACGCGAGCAAAGCUCCUCAACCUGAAGUCAGGAGAUACGUCCUUCCUCUGAAUAUCGACAAGGCUGACAUAGGCAAGAACUUGGUCACUCUUCCCAACACCACGGCCACUGCCACCCUGCGCAGCGAUGAGACUAUCUGGCUGGAACCUGAGGUCCUCUUCUCAGGGCCUCGCCAAGCAUUUGAGUUUCCUCAGAUCAAUUACCGGAAGUAUGGUGGGAAACCUUACACAUUCACAUACGGACUUGGCUUGAAUAAUUUUGUUCCAGACAGGCUCUGUAAGCUGAACGUCAAAACUAAGGAAACCUGGGUGUGGCAGGAGCCAGAUUCCUACCCAUCAGAGCCCAUCUUUGUUUCCCACCCAGAUGCCUUAGAAGAAGAUGAUGGUGUAGUCCUGAGUGUGGUGGUGAGCCCCGGGCCAGGACAAAAGCCAGCCUCGCUCCUGAUCCUGAGUGCAAAGGACCUGAGUGAAGUGGCCAGGGCUGAAGUGGACGUUAACAUCCCUGUCACCUUUCAUGGACUGUUCAGAAAAGCCUGAGUGUAUUCAAGCAGGAUAGACUUCUGGUGAAAAAAGAAACAUGAAAACCAGUUUCAAGUCUGCACUCUAACUCUGAUCAGUGUAGCGUGCUGUACAGCAGGGUUUUAACUCGCACAAGUUUUACAGCAUUUUACAGAAAACACUGGCUGAAUUAAACAAGCUAUUCCUUUUUAAAAAGCAUAUAUUUAAAUAAUUAUACUUUCUCUGUGAGAUAGAUCAUAACAGAAAACCCCCUUUAAAUAUCUAGCUGUCAGAUAAAUGAAUAUAGAGUUAAUAAACUGCUUUUUAUUCCUGUUAUAAAACUAUACUUAGGUAACUGCUAUAAUUUUUUAAUAUUUAACCACCAAAGCCUUCUACAUCUGAUUUGUAAGUAGCUUUGGUGAGUGAAGGCAGACAGGCUCAGUUACUAAAUGUCAAACCAAUUUUUUCUUACACCAGGAGCUCCUGCUGUGAGUGCACAGGAAUUGUUUCACAUAUACAUAGCUGCUUGAGGAUUCUCAAGCUCAUGAACUUUAACUACUUUACUCCAAUGUGUUUGAUUCUGUGCUUUAUUCCAUUUAAUAUAUGCAAAUGCUGCUAUUUCUGAUUUUGCAAUGAGGAAACCUAACCAGCUGAGAUUUCUCAAACAACAUCCCAGAGGCAAGUCACACAUUAAAAGUUUAUGACCAUCAAUGCAAGCACACAUUAAUGACUAAUAUUUUGAAACACAGAGUGUAAAAUACUUAUAGUAGCAAAUUAUGGGAUAAUAUCAAAUAUCAACAUUAUGGGAUAAUGUUGAGGGGUUAUACUUUGUUGUAUCUUCUGUUUAAUUAUAUUUAAGCACUGUGCAAUCAUCUGACUAAAG
This is a messenger RNA of Chinchilla lanigera (long-tailed chinchilla), 2571 nucleotides long. It is a transcript of the gene Rpe65, whose product is annotated as retinal pigment epithelium-specific protein 65kDa. Gene Ontology annotation, biological process: retinal metabolic process; zeaxanthin biosynthetic process. The record is from RefSeq and is a predicted model, not a curated record. Gene Ontology annotation, molecular function: beta-carotene 15,15'-dioxygenase activity; all-trans-retinyl-ester hydrolase, 11-cis retinol forming activity; retinol isomerase activity. The transcript has 14 exons. Lineage: Eukaryota; Metazoa; Chordata; Mammalia; Rodentia; Chinchillidae. The coding region runs from base 126 to 1727 and encodes 533 amino acids.